UCGCUUUGCGCCGCUCUUUCCUUCCCGCGGGAAGCAGAAGCCAAGCCGGGAAAGGCUCGCGCCUCCUCCUUAGACUGGCCACAGUCAGAGAGGCCUGGAAGGAGGGGUCGUCCAAAAAGUGGCCCCAAGAAGCUGAGGCGGGAGGAGGACUCCCUCGCCCGCCGGCCCGCCCUCGCGGUGUCUCCGCCUAGGUUCCUUUCUGCGCUGAGGAUUUACCAGCCGGGGGCCAAAUCUGCAAAGGAAGCCGCGGGGAAGCCGCACCUUUGGACGGUAUGUGAUGUCAAACCGGUAGGCAGUCCUCUGUAGCCUCCCACAUACAACUGAAACAUCAUGUGCCAGUAUGAAUAUUAACACAGACACACAUCCUCCAGUUCUCUGCAGCCCAAGAAGAGAAAAAGAGGAAUUAGAUAUCUGGAAUCAAUGACUGGAUUGCUGGCAAAACAAUUUUUUGUGUUGGAGAAGAUCUGAGCCAGAAACAAGAUAUUUCUCCCACCCUUGACUUUUUCUUUCCUUCAAAAUUUAUACGUAUCUGUUUUUACAGUUCCUGUUUGCCUUGGAUUUCAUACUCUUAGUUGCAGUGGCCUCAAGCACUGGACAGCAAUAUGUGUCAUGUCAUUGUCACUUGCCGCUCAAUGUUGUGGACACUCCUGAGUAUUGUUGUGGCAUUUGCCGAGCUCAUAGCCUUCAUGAGCGCCGAUUGGUUGGUUGGCAAGGCAAAACCUGGACGUUUCGAGGAUAUAGACAACAGGACAGGAGGAUCAGUGGAACCGUAUCGUCCCACCUUAGGGAUCUAUGGACGUUGCACCAGGAUCCCACAUAUGCAGUCCUCCAUGCCUGAUACACUUUGUGGCCCCUACGCAGAGAACUUCAGUGAAAUCGCCAGUGGUUUCUGGCAAGCUACUGCUAUUUUCCUUGCUGUGGGGAUCGUGAUACUCUGUGCUGUCGCAUUUGUAUCUGUCUUCACCAUGUGUGUACAGAGUAUUAUGAAGAAAAGUAUUUUUAAUGUCUGUGGGCUGCUACAAGGAAUUGCAGGUCUCUUCCUUAUCCUAGGCUUGAUCUUAUACCCUGCCGGCUGGGGUUGUCAGAAGGCAAUAAGCUAUUGUGGACCCUAUGCUUCAGCUUAUAAACUUGGUAACUGUUCUCUGGGAUGGGCUUUCUAUACUGCCAUUGGUGGCACCGUCCUGACAUUCAUCUGUGCAGUCUUCUCCGCCCAAGCUGAAAUUGCUACAUCCAGUGACAAAGUACAGGAGGAAAUUGAAGAGGGGAAAAGCCUUAUCUGCCUCCUUUAAUUGUCCAAGAAAACCAGGUUUCAUAAGAACUGAUUCCAAAGUGGAGUGGCUUACAAAGUGAACUUCUAUAAGAGACAGUGGGAGUUCAAGUCUUCUGGAGGUAGAACAUGAUAAGAGUCACUUUAUGGGCAGCAAAAGAAGAAAAUGUCAACUAGCUGACUGCUAUAAAGCAAACCUGAUGGCUUCAGGUUUCGAAGAAUGGCACCUAGCAGAUAAAGAAAUCAUCAAAUUUCUGCUCAUCGCCAGGAAGGACUGUGAAGGAAUCUUUUGAAGUCUAAGAUUCUAAAAAAAAUAUCAGUGUCUCUUUAAUGUGUAUGGAACAAAAUCCAGUCAGACUUCAAGUUCAAGGGUUUUAAGCACCAAAAGUGGCAACAUCCUCCAUCUCAGUUUUGCAGAAUUAAUUUUAAUGAGAAGAAAGCACAAUGGCUUCUUUUGUAUGUAGCAGCACAUGGAAAGAAUGAAUCUAGCAAACAAUCAGGAAUUCCAGUUGUACUUAGUGGGGAAGAGAUUUUUGUUCAAAUAAUAUGUUGCCCAGGAAUUAUGUCCAAGCCUUAAAAAGCAAUGUACGAAAAUAGCCAGAAUUUAAGCUAAAUUACUUUAGCUCUCAUAGCCCGAGCACUUGAAUCCAUUGUGUGAUUGAUUUCUCUGUAUAAAUGUAUAUAGAUGAAGGAAUGUCUUAGGGUUAUGCCAUAUUCUAAAAUAUUCAGCCCCCAAAGAUGGGCCUUCAUGAGGAAGGUAGGCCCUUCCCAUUUAGGGACAGUAACAAAUCCAGUACUGGUAUUGACAGGGUACUGUCUCUUUUGUAAUUUCAGAUACAGAAUGCCAUUAUGCUAAUCUUGCCAGAGGUAUAAUGUGCAUAAAGAAGUCACAGUAUUGCCUAAUAAUAAUGUUAAAACUCCAGAGCUGGGAACCUGAAGAUCAUCAAAACCAUCCGCGGUCAAGGAGGCACCGUGGGGAAUUGAACUCCCAACCUCUGGCUUCAAAGACGGAUACCUAAACCAUUGAGCUAUCCAGCAGUAAUAGACAACAUUACAUUCUAAUAGUUUGGAAAAUUCUUUUUACAGUUGCAAUUACAUCUAAAGGAGAUGGAGACGAGAGUAUUGUUUAGUGAUCCUUCCCCAUUAGGUAGUAAGUAAAUAUGUGUGAUUUUGAAAAACAAAAACAACACUUGAAAAACACAUACAUUAAAAUAAAACAGCAUGCUGAAGUGAUGGAUAUAUAAGAAAAAUGAAGGGAUAACUAAUGGCUAAUAUCCAGAUUUUCAAGUAUUAGACAAGCCUUAUUAACAUUGAUAUUUUAUAUUAUACCAUUUGGUUGUCAAGGCAGCAGUUGGGAGGCUAGUAAAAUGCUAUAGCAAACCACUAAUGAUAACCACUUAUUUUUUGUAUAUUUUCUAAAAAAAUAAAAGUGUUUGGAGUGAAAAGGAAUGUAAUUCAGUGUCUACCUUCUAACUCAGGUUUAUUGUGCAUGGCUGCUUCUUUAAGCAUUGCUAUAAGUACUUCACUUGUUGAUUAACAAGUCAGAAUGAUGUACAUUCAGUUUUUGUAGGGCGUUACUGCCUAUGUUGAUACAUUGCAUAACAGCAAUGCUGGUGAAGGGUCUGUCUUGGCUAGCAGAAGUUAAAUCAGUUCUGCAAAACUGUUGUUACUGCUAACACUAUUACUGUUGCUCAGACUGUGUGGAUAUUCCCACAAUAAGAGGAUGAAAAAACAAGCUGUAUUACAUGCCUGCAACUUGAUAAAUACCAAGAUGUAUUAAGACACAGUGAAGACCAUGGAGCAUGGUAUUAAAUGGAGCAAUAAGUAAGUCUUUCCACAUUGUUGAUAAAGUUUAACAAACAAGACAGUCAACCUCACUGAAGCCAGGAGAUCCCAAAAAACAACUCAUCUGCUUUUCGCAAAGCCUGCAGAAUAAUUUGUGUUCCAAGCCAAAAUGAAACCUACUACUCUGUUCUACCAGGUGCUUAACAAUCUCACACCAAGGUCUAUAGGAAAGGGCUAACAACCAAUAUUGAUGCUUAUUUUUGGCCUGAUGGUCAGACAAUUAAUUGUUCUUGCUUGUACUAAAAUAUGAAAGUUAGAAUAACAAAACAUUCAGAUGUUUACCAUUAGAUGUAUGCCUAUAUCAUCAUAGGAUAUGAUUCUGUCAGAUUUCACAGAGAAAACGUUUGCAUGAAACUGUUCCAUAUGAGUGUUGCUGUAAAUAGAGCUGAGAUCCAGGAGUGCUUUUAUUUCAGCUGAAAUGUGUACAUUUUCUGAACAAAAUCUCCCCGUUUUCUUUGCCCCAUCCCAGGAAUAUAGGAGAUUAUUCAUAACAACAGUUUAGAAAGGGAAGCAGAACUGGAACCAAGAAAAGAUUCUGUGUUCCUUCCUCUUCCAGAAACAACCCUUCCAUUUAAGAUGCCCUUCCAACUUAACCUCCACACUGCCUUUUCAGGCACAUUCAUUUAAGGAGUUUUAAUUGUUUGGGAUCAUUUUUGGAAAUAAGGAAAUUUGUAUUUUUCACUUUUCUCAUUUCCAGUUUACAUUAGAGAGAAUGUCAUGUUUUCCAACUUUCCCCAGCAGAAUUACUAGAGCAUUUCAGUUAAACAUCUUCUGAUUACAAUCUCAGCACCCCAAGACUUUUUCCUAGAUCAGAAAUGAAUGUAUGAAGCAGCUCAGAGAGACAGAACAUUUGAGACAAUAGCUUUUAUGGACCAGGUACAGGGUGCUCUGAAAACCACUUUUAAAAAGUAACUUGUUGACUCAGUAAAAUAUUGUUUUACAUACUUAUUUUCUCUCCUUUCCAACUUCCUUUUCUUUCUUGCUUUCUUUUUCUUCUUCUUUUGGAUCAGCAUUCCAAAAUGGAUGGUGUUUCACUGUUUGAGUAAUCAGUUAGAGCAAUUAAAAAAAGAAAGAAACUGAGUUGUCUCAAGUAGUUUACCAGCAAAUUUACAUUUAUUACAUAUAUGCAAUCAAUAUAAACCAGUACAAACAAGCACCACUAUAAAAGCCUUCCUCAGUGAAAAUUACCACAGACGUGACUGCUGUGAUGCAUGCAAAUCUAAAAAGAGUAUUGUUUCUUUUCUCUUAAAACGUACGUUCAUACACAAAUUUCAUUGUUCAAUCAUACUAGUCAAUUCUGCAGACUUAAAUUUAUUAAGAUAUCUUUAAACUGUAUGACAGCAUACUAAUACAAAGGAAUGACAUGUAUGCUGAGGAACAAAAACUUGGGCCACUAUUACAGUAAUACUUGGUUUCAUUAUUAACAGUAUUUUAAUUCACAGUAUACCUGAAUAAAAUGAGUCAGGUGAUGGGCAGAAGCCUCCUUGGAUCUUGAGUUAGGUACAGGGGAGGGAAUAGAACAGGGAAGGCAGCAUUUACCAGUCUUCUGCACAUUAUUCUGGAUCUAAUCUACUACAGUGGAACCUCGACUUAAGAACUUAAUCUGUAUUGGAACUGUGUUCUUAAGUCGAAGCACCAUUUCC
Pogona vitticeps (central bearded dragon) is the source of this 4755-nucleotide messenger RNA. RefSeq names its product LHFPL tetraspan subfamily member 2 (gene LHFPL2). The record is from RefSeq and is a predicted model, not a curated record. Gene Ontology annotation, cellular component: membrane. NCBI's taxonomy places the organism in Eukaryota, Metazoa, Chordata, Lepidosauria, Squamata, Agamidae.